UAGAAUCUGAAGUACAGGACCCAUAUAGUCCCUUGAUUCUGAAAUUGCAUUGAGCCAAGUGAGGUUGUCCAUCUUGUUUUUCACCAUGAGAAGAUUUUCAUCUUCUCUUCUCCAGCACCUUAACCGACACAGAACCAAUUGCAGAGUUCUCUCCAGAGACUUUGUAUCAGACAUCACUCCGUCAACCAUCAAAGGAGAACAGCCCUCACCACUCUCACCUACCCAUCUCAAAUCCUGUAAGACAGCCCAUGGAUUACUGCUCCUCAAGAACAAAACCCACGAAUUUAGGCACAACCCAUCUCGAAAUCUUGAUACCCUUGUGGACAAAUCGCCUCAUUUGUCCUCCAGACAGAGAAAAAUGAAACAAAAAUCUGAAAUCGAAGAAACUUUUGAGUCUGCAAAGACAACUGACGAGAUCCUCAAAGCUUUUCAAGAGAUGGAAUAUGCUUUUGAUGAGAAGGAGCUUGGUCUGGCUUGCUUGAAAGUAGGCCUUAAACUGGACCAAGAUGGUGAGGACCAUGAGAAAGCUCUGGCUUUUGGAAAUAGAGCUUUGAAGAUCUUGGAAAGUGGUAGUAAAGCAUCUCUACCAGUUGCCAUGACUUUACACUUGAUGGGUUCUGCUAGCUAUAACCUGAAGAGGUUUAAUGAUAGCUUAGGGUAUCUAAAUAAAGCUAAUAGGCUACUGGCAAAGUUGGAAGAAGAUGGCGUCAACGCUGAUGAUAUCAGGCCUAUUCUUCAUGCGGUUCAGCUUGAAUUGGCUAAUACGAAGACUGCAAUGGGGAGAAGAGAGGAAGCUCUUGUCAAUCUUCAGAGGUCUUUGGAAUUGAAAGAGAAAUCUCUAGGGCCAGAUAGCAGGGAGCUAGGCACGGCGAAUCGGGAUGUAGCAGAAGCAUAUGUGGCAGUUUUGAAUUUUAAAGAAGCUUUGCCUUUUUGUUUGAAGGCAAUAGAGAUACAUAAAGCUCAACUAGGGAACAAUUCAGUUGAGGUUGCACAUGAUAGGCGUAUCCUUGGGGUUAUCUACAGUGGGUUGGAAGAACAUGAGAAGGCACUAGAGCAAAAUGAACUCUCAAAAAAGGUUCUAAAGAAUUGGGGUCUUCAUUCUGAUCUACUUCGCGCAGAAAUUGAUGCUGCCAAUAUGCAGAUUGCCUUGGGGAGGUAUGAUGAGGCAGUUAAUACUCUAAAAGAUAUUGUGCAGCAGACAGACAAAGAGAGUGAAACUCGUGCUCUUGUGUUCAUUUCAAUGGCAAAAGCCUUGUGUAAUCAGGAGAAGUUUGCUGAUUCAAAGAGGUGCCUUGAAAUAGCAUGUGGAGUUCUUGACAAGAAAGAAACUGGUUCCCCUACAUUAGUUUCCGAAGGUUACAUGGAGAUUUCAAUGCUUUAUGAGACAAUGAAUGAGUUUGAAACUGCAAUUUCACUAUUAAAAAGAUGUCUGGCCAUACUUGAGAAGCUUCCACAAGAACAACACUCUGAAGGGAGUGUUUCUGCAAGAAUAGGUUGGUUACUUCUGUUGACAGGGAAGGUGCCGCAGGCGAUACCAUACUUGGAAAGUGCAUCAGAAAUUUUGCAGGAGAGCUUUGGGCCAAAGCACUUUGGAGUGGGGUAUAUCUACAACAAUUUGGGUGCAGCAUAUUUGGAGUUGGACAGGCCUCAGUCUGCUGCACAGAUGUUUGCAGUUGCCAAGGACAUCAUGGAUGUGUCACUUGGCCCUCAUCAUGCUGAUUCGAUUGAAGCAUGUCAGAACCUUUCAAAAGCUUAUGGUGCCAUGGGGAGCUAUGCACUUGCAAUGGAGUUCCAGCAGCGAGUAAUUGAUGCAUGGGAGAGUCAUGGACCAAGUGCAAGAGAUGAAUUUAGAGAAGCACACCGACUUCUUGAACAGCUUAAGAACAAGGCUCGUGGUUCUUCAUCAAACGAGGUUCCUACAAAGGCUUUGCCUCUUCCUCAAAGUAGUGAACUUUCUAGUAUCAGGAGAUCAAGACCUGAUGUUCAGGUUAGUGAGAAGUGAUCAAAUAGACAUGGAUUUUGGUUAGAACUUAGAACCUUCUUUUCUGUUCACAAGCAUUCAUUGGUUUUACAUGGUCUUUUAAAGGGACAAGUGAUCAAGCACUCGGAAACAAUGAGGCUUU
This is a messenger RNA of Telopea speciosissima, 2123 nucleotides long. Its product is annotated as protein KINESIN LIGHT CHAIN-RELATED 2-like. Lineage: Eukaryota; Viridiplantae; Streptophyta; Magnoliopsida; Proteales; Proteaceae. The transcript has 2 exons. Gene Ontology annotation, molecular function: protein binding. The record is from RefSeq and is a predicted model, not a curated record. Bases 86 to 2002 code for a protein of 638 amino acids.